AUGCCGGAGGGCAAGGCGCCACAUUUCCCGCAGCAACCAGUGGCUCGACAAAAUGAUGAUGGCUCUCUUGAGCUGGAAUGCUUCCUCGAUGCUUCACCACAACCCGACAUCAAGUGGUUCUAUGACAACAAGGAGGUUAAGCAAGACUCACGCUUCCAGUUCAAACUAGACUCCAAAGGAAACGACUCGUACUCCGCCAUCCUCCAGAUUAAGGAUCUCGCUGAUAGUGAUGCAGGAGGCUACCGUUGUGCUAUCGUUAAUCCACAUGGAAAAGGAAAUGCCAACUUCAACUUGAAGCUCACGGGUUUCUCUUCCCCAACUUUCGUGGAGAAACCCCAGAUAUCAUCACGAGAUGACGGUCAGGUUAUGGUUAUGGAAUUCCGAGCCAAAUCGAUCUUGAAACCCACAUUUGUCUGGCACAAGGGAGAUGAAAUCGUGGCGCAGUCUGACCGUGUGAAUAUCGUUUUGAGGGAGGAGGCCAACCAAAUUUACUAUGCUGCAUUGGAAAUCAAGGAGCCGACGAAAGAGAAGGACGCUGGUCAGUUCAUUUGCACAGCCAAGAAUGACUCCGGAAAGCUCACUGCUACCUUUACAGUCAAAUUCGAAGUUCCUCAAGGAGCCCCGACGUUCACGCGAAAGCCGCAAAUCUUGCAGGUUACAUCUGAUUCAGGAGAUCCAGCCAUUGUCUUCGAUAUUGGAUACCAAGCCGAUCGCAAUCCUGAGGUAAUGUGGAUUAACCCGAAAGGAAAGAAAAUGAAGGAAUCUACCAGGAUCCGUUUCCUUACCUCACCCGAUGGGCCCAACAAUACCUUCACCGCUAAACUGGAACUCAAGAACUACAAAGCCAAGGAUUCUGGAACCUACACAUGUAACAUCAAGAAUGAAGCCGGUGAAGCUAAUGUGGAGCUUACUCUGAACAUUGAAGGGCCAAUGGAUGAUGGAGGUGACGAUGGAAGCGAAGCAUAA
Cooperia oncophora is the source of this 966-nucleotide messenger RNA. Lineage: Eukaryota; Metazoa; Nematoda; Chromadorea; Rhabditida; Trichostrongylidae. The record is from the annotation of a GenBank genome assembly.